CCUGGCUUUCCUCCUCCUCUUCCAUCUUGAUCCCUUUUUCUCUUCUUGCAAUUCUUUCUUUCCAAUCAUUACCUGUCUCUUAACUUCUUCGUCCUCUUCUCUUCUUCGCCUCUAAUCGACAGUCAUGCUCUGCUGGCCAAAGCAUACUCACCAAUCUGUGUAAACACUAGUAGUGAAAUCUAGCAAAAUAGCCCGUCGACUUGACCAUGUCUACCAUUUCUCAAACAUUCUCACAAUUCCAAUUCGACAAUCGCUACCAAUACCACCUUGGUCACACUAUCUCGCAGCCAUUAUCAUACUUGCAGCAGCAGCAGCAGCAGCAGCGCCACCACCACCACCACCACCACUCUGAAGAAGAAGACGGCCCUGCACCGUACGGCUCCAAUCGACGACGCCUCUCCUCGAUUGACAAACUCUGUCCCAUCCCAUCCAUCCUCCAGCACGACGAUAUUGUUGCUCCACACUCUAUCCAAUCAAUUCCUCUAUCACCAUCCCCCUCUGACUUUACUGCUGACGACAAAGACAACGACGAAACAAUGAGCAUUGCUCAGCCUGCUUGGACCAAGCUCAAGACCAAGGCAGGCAAAGAUCGUAAAAGACUACCUCUGGCAUGUACAAACUGUCGUCACAGAAAGAUUCGUUGUUCAGGAGAGCAGCCAACCUGCAGUACCUGUACAGAUUCGGGUCGGCCGUGCACCUAUCGAGUCACAAGCCAAAAGAGCGUCUUUCGACAUGACCCUCGAGCCCAGCAAUUGUCCAAAAGCCGGACAGAGGCUUUAAACAACCUAAAUCACAAGAAGGGUGUAUCAAGAGGUAGAUCCAACAGCUCCUCAAGUAGCCGCAGCUCGGUGCUUGCCCCUAGGACCAAGACCAGCGCCAAGGCAGCUCUGGACGACAUAUCUAAAGAGCUGCAGGAGCAUCUGUUUGACGUCUUCUUUGAGCAUAUCCACGGCCACCCAUGCUAUCUUUUACAUCGACCAAGUUGCAUGGACAAACUAAGGAACAAUGAUCUCCCCACCAUUCUAAUCCUAUCCAUUUGUGCGGCAGCAGCGCGACAUUCUAAAGACAGGAGAUUAAUUUCGUCUUCUGAUCGCGCAGCAAAAGGCGAAAAGUGGGCAGAGAGCGCCCGGCAGCUCUGCAAAGACAAGCAAGACGAACCACAUAUUACAACGCUCACUUGUAUACUCUUGCUUUGUAUGAACGACUUACAUGAGGGUAACCACGAAAGAAGUUGGUCUCUCAGUGGUCAGGCUAUUCGCAUGGCCUACGCUUUGGGACUACAUGAGGAUUCCAAUGGCGAUCUCCAAACGCAAAGCACAAACCGUAGCCUCGGUUUCCGGGAACGUGAAAUCAGAAGGCGAGUAAUGUGGACAUGUAUUCUGGUGGACCGUAUCACCUCAAUAUUUCUGAAUCGUCCAGUCUUCAUUGCCGCUGAUACGGUCCACGUGCCGCCGCCGGUCGGCGAAAUGUUCUUUGAGCUCGAUGGUUCCAUACCUAUAGACCUCUUGGAAAGCAGCGAAAAGUCCCAGUGGGAUUUAUUUUCUGACUUGGCCGCCUCUAGACGGCGAGAAGACUUGGGAGUUACAGCACUGAUGAUUAGGUCUCUCGAUAUUUGGCAUCAAGUGGUGACGCUCACAAGCGGCCUUGGGUCACACCACGAUUCGACUUCCUUGGAGAGAGCCAUGUCGCAGCUCAACCUCCUUGGCGUUGCCAGUGAUGCUCUGCUAGGCGGCCUCCCCAAGCAACUGGAGUGGUCCAAGGAGAAUGCUCGCAAACAGCUUGCCGCUGCUGCACUUAGCCACUACAUGCUGCUUCACUUGUCCUUGGCCAUGUCCAACAUUUUCUUUUGCCAGGCAUCCAUCGUCAUUGCGAGCUUGAGAUCAAAGAUUGUACUAUUUGACCAGGCCCAAUCCAAUAUUGUGGCUCAGAUGCUCAUUGCCGCGAGACUUAUAUCCGCAGUGCUCUCGCAAUGCGACUUGGACUCAGCCUCCAUGUCACCAUUUGCUGGCUACUGUGCGCUGCUGUCCACCCGAAUCCAGUCGCUCCACGUUUCAUCGCCAAACGCGCAAAUACAGAGAGAGUCAAAAGACAACAGCGAUGCAGGACAGCAGUACCUGCAUGAUCUUGCACAAAUUUGGCGCCCGUUUGAAGCCAUCCUCGAAUACAGCCAUGAUGAUGCAGGAUCUAGGAACAACGCACCAAGCUCUAAAGAUGCCAAGACAUCAAGCCUCAUCAACCGCUAUGCCAGCGUAAUCCUCAAUAUGGAGCUUGCUGGUCCUGGUCCUGGCUGUGACUGGGACGACCUAGGCCGUUUCAUUCUUGAGCAGGGCUCUUCACUGUGCUCCAACAGAAAGGUCCUCUCUGAGUCAUCUGCAACAACACAAGUCUAUCACAGCGGUAAAUUGGGCUCAGUCCCGCAUACUGGGCAACAGCCUGUGGGUAUCGGAAGUGGCGCUGCCACGGAACAUACCACUACUCAUCCGCUUCCUCCUGCUGCUGCUCAGAUGAUACAGCAGCAUGAAGGGACUUCUCAAUCGCCAUCAGAACCACCUUAUGCCGCCAUCUCUCCCCUUACCCCACAAUACCAAUCCGUCAGGGUGGCAAGCAUGAGCUCAGAGAACAUGCCUAUGGCUCUGGCGAGGACCAGUGCGCCAGGCCAGGCAAUGGUGGGUAUGGAGUCAUGUCACCUGGACGUAGACAAUGGUGGUUGGUACAACAUGCCGGGGAACAACAUGUUCAAUGACGCAGCCUAUCUAUCGUCGUGGUUUCUUCCGUACAUUGACCAGGGCGGUCAACAGGUGGCCAUGCCAACUGGCGAUUCGUCGAACAUCACCAAUGCGAGUCUACCAACAGGACCAACAGGAGCAGCUGGAGGAGGAUCUGUUGGUACAGGUUCUGGUACUAGCGAAAAACCGUUUCCCGUAGGCGAAGGGUGGUGUUUGUAGAUUUAUUUAUGAAGCGCGUUUUGCUGUUAUUUCUUUCGCAGCUCCACGGUCAAGCUAACGGGCCCUUUCAAUAUACGAUCGAAUUUGAUUUAUAUACUAGUAUUAUGUGUCUUAUUAUACUGUGCCAUGAUUAUUAUCCAACCCUCACCUUGUCGCAAAUCUCUAUAUAUAUCUAUGUACUUUUAUCCCCUCUCUUCGAUGCCAUACAAUACAAGUGUGACACUUAAUUAUCCAAAACUAGCGCCUCUCUCUCCGGGCUCAAACCCAGCAGCUUCAGCUGCACCCCCUCCGGCGCAUGCUUCGGUCCAUUAAUGCCCGUCAUCCAAGCCCACGUAUCCAUAACAGUAUCCUCAAUCGGGCGACACCGCAACCCCGCGCUCUUCGCCUUGGCCGUAUCCCAUCCGUACACCGUAGCAUAGUCAUUGGUCUUGUGCUCCAGCCACAGCGGCAGCUCGACAAACGGCUUAAUCCCCGCCUCAAUAAUCUCCUCCUGUGUCUUCCAUACCAACUGCGCCUUGUUCCCCGUAAUCUCACGACACAGCUCGAGCACCUGGCCCAGCGCCGCAGACCCCGGCGGACUCAGCAAGUUAUACGGCCCCUCGAGCUUACGCUCCGCCGCUCUAACCAGAAACUCUGCAACAUCACGCACAUCAAUAAUCUGGACGGGCAUGUGCGCAGGGCCCGGCGCCAGUGUGCGCCCGCCGCGGCGCAUACGGUCCAACCACCACGGUAAACGACUGCGCUCAAUCAGCGAGGCCUCGUACGGGCCGGCCAUGACGCCGCAUCGGGCAAACAGGCACGGCGUACCCUGGAGGAUUUUCUCGGCGGCGGCCUCGAAGCCGCGCCGGCGCAGGGAUGUCGGCGAUGUGGUGGCGUUGGGGCCGACGAUUUCGCAGACGGGUGUGGUUUCGUCGUUUAGGCGGUCGCCGUCGCCAAGCUUCGUCUUGUCGUACACGCUGACUGUGGACAUGAUUGUGUAGUGGCCGACGCGGCCUUGUAGCUUCUGCAUGGCUUCAAUGGCAGCGGGGGGCUCGGCGGCCCAUGUGUCGAUGACGGCGUCAAAGGUGAGCCCGUCUAGGGCGUCGAGGCCAUUGGGUGUAAGGCGGUCGCCGACGAGCGAGGUGGCGCCAUCGGGAGCGGGCUUUGUGCCGCGGUUGAGGACGGUGAUUGUGUGGUUGCGGUUGCGGGCUUGCUCGACGAGGGCGCGGCCGAGGAACGACGUGCCGCCGAGGAUGAGGAGAUGCAUCUCCUUUAGUCGCGUGACGGUGGUGGUUGAGGGCAAAUCGAGCUGGUGUUUGCUGCGAGUGCGGGGUAUUAGCAAAGCCAAUGGUCGUGGUUGUGCUAGCGACGUUUAU
This is a messenger RNA of [Torrubiella] hemipterigena, 4300 nucleotides long. The record is from the annotation of a GenBank genome assembly. Lineage: Eukaryota; Fungi; Ascomycota; Sordariomycetes; Hypocreales; Clavicipitaceae.